This is a messenger RNA of Prunus avium (sweet cherry), 3351 nucleotides long. Lineage: Eukaryota; Viridiplantae; Streptophyta; Magnoliopsida; Rosales; Rosaceae. The record is from RefSeq and is a predicted model, not a curated record.
AUGACAUCUUUAACUUCCGCUAAACUAUGCUUCCUGCCUUAUUGCCUUGUCAUCUUCUUGUAUGUUUCAUCACCAAAUUGGGUUGCUUUUCCUUCUGCUACUUCUACUUCUCAUACUGAAGCAAGGGCUCUUCUCAAAUGGAAAGCCAGCUUAUUUCCAAAUCAAGCCCUCAAUCAUCUCACCUGGUACCCUCCCUCUCAUAAUAUUAAUGCCACCAAUUCUUCCAGCAGCAAUCCAAAACCAAAAACAAGCCCAUGCACUUGGACUGGUGUUUCAUGCAACUCAGCUGGAAGUGUCUGCACGAUAAACCUUUCCACUUGUGGUAUUCAAGGUACGCUACAUGAGUUUUCAUUCUUGUCCUUCCCUAAUCUUGAAUAUCUUAACCUCAGCUUGAACAAACUCUUUCAUGCCAUCCCACCUCAAAUCAGCAACCUCUCCAAACUCCACCAUCUUGAUCUCUCCCAAAAUCAGUUUUCUAGUUUAAUUCCCAAGGAGAUAGGGAACUUGAAAUCUCUUGUAUAUCUAGGAUUGUCCGACAACAAUUUAAGCGGUCUCAUCCCUCCAUAUAUUGGCAACUUAAUAAAGCUAAAUACUAUGUACUUGUAUGACAAUAAGCUUUCUGGUUUGAUUCCCAAGGACAUAGGGAACUUGAAAUCUCUAGUAAAUCUAGAUUUUUCAGGCAACAAUUUAAGUGGUCUCAUCCCUCCAAAUAUUGGUAACUUAACAAACCUAAACACUUUGUACUUGCAUUCCAAUCAACUUUCUGGUUUGAUUCCCAAGGAGAUAGGGAACUUGAAAUCUCUUGUAGAUCUAGGGUUGUCCUACAACAAUUUAAGUGGUAUCAUCCCUCCAAAUAUUGGUAACUUAAUAAACCUAAAAUUUUUGUACUUGGGUAAAAAUCAACUUUCUGGUUUGAUUCCCAAAGAGAUAUGGAACUUGAAAUCUCUUGUAAUUCUAGAUUUGUCCUACAACAAUUUAAGUGGUUUCAUCCCUCCAAAUAUUGGUAACUUAAUAAACCUAAACACUUUGUACUUGGGUUCCAAUCAACUUUCUGGUUUGAUUCCCAAGGAGAUUUGGAACUUGAAAUCUCUUGUAAAUCUAGCGUUGUCCAAUAACAAUUUAAGUGGUGUCAUCCCUCCAAAUAUUGGUAACUUAAUAAACCUAAACAUUUUGUACUUGAAUAACAAUCAACUUUUUGGUUUGAUUCCCAAGGAGAUAUGGAACUUGAAUCCUCUUGUAGAUCUAGGGUUGUCCCACAACAAUUUAAGUGGUCUCAUCCCUCCAAAUAUUGGUAACUUAAUAAACCUAAACACUUUGUACUUAGCUGAAAAUCAACUUUCUGGUUUGAUUCCCAAGGAGAUAGGGAACUUGAAAUCUCUUGUAAAUCUAGACUUGGACGGGAAUCAACUCAAUGGUUCAAUUCCAGUUUCAAUCGGUGACUUGCGCAACUUGGAAUUCUUAUUCCUAGGUGAUAACCAACUUUCCGGACCCAUCCCCCAAGAGAUAGAGAAUCUCAAGAAGUUGACUAGUUUGCAGUUGGGUGUAAACCAAUUUUCUGGUUAUCUGCCCCAAAAUAUUUGCCAAGGUGGAAAACUCACAUACUUUUCAGCAGAAAAAAACAAUUUGAUUGGUCCAAUCCCCAAAAGCUUGAAAAACUGCACGAGCUUAGUCAGACUCCGUCUUGAUCAGAACCAAUUGACAGGCAAUAUAUCUGAAGACUUUGGCGUUUAUCCGAAUCUUGAUUUUAUAGAUGUAAGCCAUAACAACUUGUAUGGAGAAAUCUCACACAAUUGGCAAAAAUGCCCAAAGUUGACAGCCCUACGACUUGCGGGAAACAACCUUACUGGGAGCAUCCCACCUGAGAUAGGCAAUGCAACCCUAUUACAUGAGCUAGAUCUCUCUUCGAAUCAUUUAGUUGGGUUGAUUCCAAUGGGAUUCGGGAGACUGACUUCUUUGGAGAGGUUAAUGUUGAAUGGAAAUCAACUUUCGGGUCGUAUACCUUCUGAAUUCGGAUCAUUGACUAGAAUGGAAAUCAACUGUAGUAUACCAUCAGUAAUGAGCAAUAUGGAGAGUUUGGUGACUCUCAAUUUUUCCCACAACAAUGUCCUUGUAUUUGCUCUCUUUACAACUGUCUUCGUAAUAGUGCAAAGAAAGAAGAAGCAUCAAGAUACUAAACAAACCCACAUGCAUGGAGAAAUUUCCUUUUCGGUUUUAAAUUUUGAUGGAAAAUCAAUGUAUGAGGAAAUCAUAAGGGCAACAGAAGAUUUUGAUUCCACAUAUUGCAUUGGGAAGGGAGGACAUGGAAGUGUCUAUAGAGUGAAUUUGUCAUCUGAAGACGUAGUGGCUGUUAAGAAACUACAUCCGCUAUGGGAUGGAGAGACAGAAUUUCAGAAGGAAUUCUUGAAUGAAGUAAGGGCACUCACUGAGAUAAGACAUCGGAAUAUUGUGAAGCUCUAUGGUUUCUGCGCACAUAAACGACACUCGUUUUUGGUGUAUGGGUAUCUUGAAAGAGGUAGCUUGGCCGCAAUGUUGAGCAAAGAUGAAGAAGCUAAAGAGUUGGGGUGGAGUAAAAGGGUGAAUAUUGUUAAAGGCUUAGCUCAUGCCUUGUCUUACAUGCACCACGAUUGCUUGCCACCGAUUGUACAUCGUGACAUCUCAAGCAAGAAUAUUUUGUUGGAUUCUGAAUAUGAGGCAUGUGUUUCAGACUUUGGCACUGCUAAGUAUUUAAAUCCAGACUCAACUAAUUGUACUGCUGCUGCAGGCACAUAUGGCUACAUGGCACCAGAGCUUGCAUAUACAAUGGAAGUGAACGAGAAGUGCGAUGUUUAUAGCUUUGGAGUUGUCACACUGGAAAUAAUUAUGGGGAGCCAUCCAGGAGAUUUUUUCUCAUCUUUGUCAUCCGGAGCAUCAUCAUCAUCCUCAUCUGCAUCACCUGCCCCUGAAAUGCCAAUUUCGGAAGUUCUAGACCAACGCGUCUCCCCACCCACAAAACAAGAAGCAGGGGAGGUGGUCUCUCUGGUGAAGAUCGCAUUUGCAUCCUUGAAUCCCAGUUCGCAGUGUCGUCCAACAAUGAAGAAAGUUUCUCAGCUCCUGUCAUCAACUCAGAGGCUGCAUUUGUCAAAACCAUUACAUAUGACAACAUGUGGUGAAUUGCUUGCUCUUGAUGGUUUCACUGCCUGAUCAGGGCAUGUGCUGCUUUUCAUUUGAGUCUGCCUUGUUCUAAUUCUUCUUAGAUGUUUGGAUUAUUGUAAUCUAUUUCAUGCCCACUUCUGUCUUUUGGGUUAUUAGUAUUUAGAAUAUUUUUCGUAAUGUAUGUAUGUAUCAAUUUGCCACCUAAAAGAUUAUGAAUAU